CUUCUUUCUCUCUCUCUCUCUGUCUAUCCGUCUUUACGCCCUUCCCCUGGCUGACAAGAGCAGCCAAGAAAGAGGACAGAGAGGAGAGAAGAGAGAGAGAGAGAGAGUGUGUGUGUCUACCACCAAACCCUCUGACCCCUAGUAAAGAAGGGGGGAAACCCACACGCGCACGCACACUCUCUCUCUAGGAAUGAGGAAGAGGGCGGUACUCCACUAAUGGCCUCGGCAGCGUCGUCGUCUGCACCAGGGGUGGCGACUUCGGACGCGCCACCACUGGAAGUGCCGCCGUGGCUGAAGUCGCUGCCAUUGGCGCCGGAGUUCCACCCCACGCUGCAGGAGUUCCAGGACCCCAUCGCCUACAUCCUCAAGAUCGAGAAGGAGGCCGCCGCCUACGGCAUCUGCAAGAUCGUUCCGCCCCUCCCCCCGGCCCCCAAGAAGACCGCCGUCGCUAACCUCAACCGCUCCUUCGCCGCCCGCGACCCCGGUGGCAGGAAACCCCCCACCUUCACCACCCGCCAGCAGCAGAUCGGCUUCUGCCCCCGCCGCCCCCGCCCCGUCCAGAAGCCCGUCUGGCAGAGCGGCGAGCACUACACACUCCAGCAGUUCGAGACCAAGGCCCGCCAAUUCGAGCGCUCCCAUCUCCGUCGGGGCGGCGGCGGAGGCGGCGGGCGCAAGGCCUCCUCCGCCGCCGCCACCGCCCCCACCGCCCUCUCCCCGCUCGAGAUCGAGACCCUCUUCUGGCGGGCCGCCGCCGACAAGCCCUUCUCGAUCGAGUACGCCAACGACAUGCCCGGGUCAGGGUUCGCGCCGAUGCCUGCUGCCGGCCGGCGCUGGCGCGAGGAGGCCCUGGCCAACGUCGGGGAGUCUGCGUGGAACAUGCGGGGCGUGUCGCGUGCCAAGGGCUCGCUCCUCCGGUUCAUGAAGGAGGAGAUCCCCGGGGUGACAUCCCCCAUGGUGUACGUAGCCAUGUUGUUCAGCUGGUUUGCGUGGCAUGUCGAGGACCACGAGCUGCACAGCUUGAAUUACCUGCAUAUGGGUGCAGGCAAGACGUGGUACGGGGUGCCCAGGGAUGCUGGACAAGCAUUCGAGGAGGUGAUCCGGGUGCACGGCUAUGGCGGGGAGGUGAAUCCUCUCGUGACUUUUGCACUCCUGGGUGAGAAGACUACUGUUAUGUCUCCCGAAGUACUUGUUGGAGCGGGAAUCCCAUGCUGCAGGUUGGUUCAGAAUGCUGGAGAUUUUGUUGUCACGUUUCCUGGGGCUUAUCAUUCAGGGUUUAGUCAUGGAUUUAAUUGUGGGGAGGCAGCAAAUAUUGCUACACCUGAAUGGUUAAGAUUCGCCAAAGAAGCUGCAGUUCGGAGGGCUUCAAUAAACUAUCCUCCUAUGGUGUCUCAUUUCCAGUUGCUAUAUGCACUGGCACUGUCUUUAUGCACAAGGAUGCCAAUAAGUGACGGAAGUGAGCCACGAAGUUCUAGAUUGAAAGAUAAGAUGAAAGGAGACGGAGAAGAGAUGGUCAAAAAUGCAUUUGUUCAAAAUGUGAUCCAAAAUAAUCACCUACUUAGUGUUCUUCUUGACAUGGGAGCAUCCUGUGUUGUUCUUCCGAAAAAAGCACCUGAAAUUCCUUUAUGUUCUAAUUCACUUGUUAGAAAUCAAGUCAAGGUAAAGCCAAGAUUAUCACAUGGCUUAUGUAACCAUCAGGAAGCUUUAGAAGCAUCACGAAUUAUACCUUCCAAUGAUGCUGGUCUGGGCUUGAAUGCAAGGGUUAGAGACUUCAGUGGGUUAUUUUCAUUUAGAGGAAAUUCUACAUCAGUAGAAAAUGGUAAUAUGAUUUCAUCAGGCUCAUGCAACAAAUAUUUUCGUGCUGAUCUCUUCUCUUCCUCAUCUGAUUCACAAAAUUUGGAAGGUGAAAAAGAAGGGACGAUACAAGGCAACGGGUUGCUAGAUCAAGGACUAUUGUCAUGUGUCACAUGUGGGAUUUUGAGCUUUGCAUGUGUGGCUGUCAUUCAACUAAAUGAGGCAACAGCAAAAUAUCUUAUGUCUGCAAACUGUGCUUUCCUUAAUGAUCAUAUUAUUGGCUCAGGAGAAGUUAGUGGCAUAAGCGGAGAUACAAAUUGGAAGACCAGCAGAAACAACCUGAUUACUGACAUUGUUCAGGUUUCGGACCAGAGCAUGGAAAUAGUUUCUGAUGUUACAUGUCCGAGAGGUGCUUCUGCACUUGAUCUUUUAGCUUCUGCUUAUGCGGAUUCAUCAGACGUUGAGGAUGAAGAUAUUCCACAUGAGAAGUUUAUGUGCUUUGAUAAAAAUGGCAUGAAUGAGUCCUCAGAAAUACAUGGUGCCAUUCAGCACUUCAAAACUGCAAUUGAACCCCAAGUCCUCUGUUCAAGGGAGGUUGCACAUGAGGAAACAUACAUGCACUUGGAUGGAGCAGACAACCAAAUUGGUAUGUCUGCUCAGAGUUCUCGUGUUGCUGAUGUAUCAGAUACUUUAAAUGGACAUGCUAACGAUGUUGUGGACAACAGUUGCCAACAAAAAUCAGAGUUCUCUAGCAUGAAUCAGCUAGAAGAUAGUAAAUUAGUAAGUAUAUCUGAUUUAGAGGAUAACGGGGUGAUGGCAACUUCUAAUGCUUCAGUAAAGUUUGUGGAGGAGCCUAAAGAUGUGCAUGUCAGGGACCUAGAUGAUGAUUGUCAGAAUGCUGGAACUACUGAAAUUUAUUGCAGCAGCUUCAAGUCAACUUCUGUUUCGACAGAAAUCUCUGUCAAUCAUGAUUUCUGUGGCAACCCAGUUGUGCCAGAAAAAAGUACAGCGAUGCAUCCAGAAUUAAGAAAUGUUGAUCCAAAAAUGACUAGCUCAACAGGAUUAGUUAUGCAAGGAUCUGACAAAGAUUCUUCAAGAAUGCAUGUAUUCUGUCUUGAGCAUGCUGCAGAGGUUGAAAAACAACUUCAGCCGAUAGGUGGGGUGCAUAUGAUGCUUCUUUGUCAUCCAGACUAUCCCAAAAUAGAAUCAGAAGCAAAGUUGUUGGCGGAAGAACUAGGAAUUGGUUAUAUAUGGAAAGAUGUGAAGUUCCGGGAGGCAAAUAAACAAGAUCAAGAAAGAAUCAAAGUGGCCUUAGAGGAUGAAGAAGUCAUGCCCAUGAAUAGUGAUUGGACAGUGAAACUGGGAAUCAACCUGUAUUAUACUGCCAACCUUAGCAAAUCUCCCCUCUACAGCAAGCAAAUGCCAUAUAAUCCAAUUAUAUACAAGGUUUUUGGUCGCAAUUCCAUGGGUAACUCCCCUGUAAAGCCAAAGGCCAACGGGAGGCGCCCAGGAAGACAGAGGAAAAUAGUUGUUGCUGGUAGGUGGUGUGGAAAGGUUUGGAUGUCAAACCAGGUCCACCCGUAUUUAGCCCACAGAAUGGAAUCUCAGGAGCAAGAACAUACAGAAGAGCUUUAUUCACUUGAUAUCGAUCAGAAGCCUUUGAUCGAGAUAGAUAUUGAGCAUUCCAGCAAAGCAUCAUCCAAAAGGAACUCAUCAGGUAGUAGUGUGGCAACAAAAAAUUCUGGAAAGAAGAGGAAGAAGCCUUCGAGCAAGGCAAAAUCCAAGAAACGCAGAUGCACCAUGGCAGAUGCAGAUUCAAAAUCUGAAGAUGUAUCCGGAACUUCUGCAUCCUCGCUGGGGAGAACUUUGAGAAGCAACCAUCGCAGGCAGAAUGUAAGCACUAGCCUACAGAAAUCGAGUUUGAAAGAUGAAUCAGGAGGCCCUAGCACGCGUCUCAGGAACCGAUCAUCCAAGUGUGAAGAGGUUAAGAAAAAAUUAGCUAUCAAGAAGCAAUCUAGAAAGAAGAAAGCCAAUACUCCUCAAACUGCAAACCUUGCACUCAAGGAUGAGGAGCAAGAAUUUACAUGUGAUAUUGAGGGGUGCACUAUGAGCUUCAGCACGAAGCAAGAUCUAGCCUUACACAAGCGGGACAUUUGCCCUGUUAAAGGGUGCGGGAAGAAGUUCUUCUCACACAAGUAUCUAGUGCAGCACCGGAAGGUGCACAUGGAUGACCGGCCCUUGGUUUGUCCGUGGAAGGGGUGCAAGAUGACAUUCAAGUGGCCAUGGGCACGAACUGAACAUAUAAGGGUGCAUACUGGUGAUCGCCCUUACGUCUGCUGGGAACCAGGGUGUGGCCAGACAUUCCGGUUUGUAUCAGAUUUCAGCCGUCACAAGCGCAAAACUGGCCAUUCGGCAAAAAAGGGCCGAAGAUGACCAAGUAUGAAGACGAUGGAGUCUCAUCUGAUGCAGGAGGAGAAUCUGGCGGUUGUACAUUAAUGUUCUUGAUUAAAAUUGUUAUCGCUUGUUGAUCAAGAUAGGGUAGGAGCCUAGCUGCAUUUUCUUUUUUUGCCUUGGUUAGUCAACACUAAUCUUUCUAUCAUUAAUCCAAUCAAUUCGACAUUGAUUUCUAAGUUA
Musa acuminata subsp. malaccensis (wild Malaysian banana) is the source of this 4425-nucleotide messenger RNA. RefSeq names its product lysine-specific demethylase REF6. The record is from RefSeq and is a predicted model, not a curated record. Gene Ontology annotation, molecular function: histone H3K4me/H3K4me2/H3K4me3 demethylase activity. NCBI's taxonomy places the organism in Eukaryota, Viridiplantae, Streptophyta, Magnoliopsida, Zingiberales, Musaceae. Gene Ontology annotation, cellular component: chromatin; nucleus. Gene Ontology annotation, biological process: regulation of gene expression; chromatin remodeling.